Messenger RNA from Selaginella moellendorffii, 1294 nucleotides. RefSeq lists its product as uncharacterized. NCBI's taxonomy places the organism in Eukaryota, Viridiplantae, Streptophyta, Lycopodiopsida, Selaginellales, Selaginellaceae. The record is from RefSeq and is a predicted model, not a curated record. Bases 58 to 1017 code for a protein of 319 amino acids. The transcript is spliced from 6 exons.
CUAGCUAGCGGGGACGCGUUCGAUUCCCGGGACUGGCAAUUCUCAAGAAGCUUGGCUAUGGCGUUUGCCCUCGCAGCGUCCCCUCUUCCCUCCAGGCCCGGCAGUCUGCCGCGGCUGAGGAGCAAUCGCAAUGUCGUCGUGGUGCCAGUGCGAUGUCGGUCGCAAUUGCAACCGCAGCAUCGCCGCCUGGUGCUGCGGCUGUGCGCCACCACAGACACGAAAGAAGCUGAGAAAGAAGAAGAGGACGCGCUCGCUGCUGAUGAAUCCGGAGGAGUCAGUGGCGGCAUUGGCGAUGGCAAUGGAGAUUCCGGCGAUGGCGGCGGGGGUGGAUUGAGCUGGCUGUUCAAUGCGCCAGUGUAUGUUCUAUGGGCGGGAUUGAUUGGGUACGCUUUCACCAUGGCUCCAAAUCAAACGCCGUACAGGGAUCAAUUGUUCGUGGAGAAGCUGCUGCUCUUGCGAGGCGACGAAGGUUUCUCGAUCAACCCGGUGCUUGUCACGGUCUGGUUUAGCAUGGGCCUUCUUCCACUCAUCUAUGCGAUGCUUCUCAUCCCCACUGGAAGAAGUGCGAAAGGUGGCGUUCCUGUGUGGCCGUUUUCUCUCGUUUCUUUCUUCACGGGGGUUUUUGCCUUGUUGCCGUACUUUGGGCUGUGGAAUCCACCGCCACCCCGCGUAACCAAGCAAGAGCUCAGCACCUGGCCUCUCGUGGUGCUGGAAUCAAAAAUCUUGUCUUUUUUUGUAGCCGCUUGCGCGCUUGGACUGGCCGCGAAAGCAGCGCUUUCCAACAGUGAGAGCUGGAGUCAGUACUUCGGAUUUUUCCGAGAGAGCCGAUUUAUUCACGUGAUGAGCAUCGACUUUGUCUUGCUUAAUCUGCUCGUGGUCUUCUGGGUGUUCAACGAUAUCACGUUUCGGAGGUCCAAUAACUCAUGGCUGAUUCCAGUGUCCAUCAUUCCACUCGUUGGUCCUGCAUUAUAUCUCCUCUUGAGACCCGGCUUGCCGCCGCAAAUGGUCGACGAGUAAUGUUUUGUGUCCAGGCAAUCAAUCUUUUUCUGGUCGGUCGAGAUUUCCGGGAAUUCGUUGGGCUUGCCGCUUUUGCAUUCGUUGUCGGCACUGUCAUGUCAAAGUGCACGUCUUCAAUCGCCAAUCAAGCUUCGAGUUGAUCGCGUCCACGAUCACGGGACACUUGCAGCUCACACGUAUUGGUUUUGGUCUUUUGCUUUGCUUCAAGACAAACUUGGUUUACCUGUGCUCUCGUCAAUCCGGAGUUCCUGCAAUGAGUUUCGAUCGAAUUUUACUC